Messenger RNA from Adineta steineri, 1662 nucleotides. The record is from the annotation of a GenBank genome assembly. Lineage: Eukaryota; Metazoa; Rotifera; Eurotatoria; Adinetida; Adinetidae.
AUGGAUACUGAAGAUGAAACAAAUCUGAUUUCAUCUCCUAUAAAUGUUAUGACAACAACAAUUGCACCAAAUCAUUUUUUACUUUCAACUUAUAAAGAAAAUCUUCGAACAAAUAUUGAUAAUAAUCCUGAUGAUCAUUUAUCUGCACUUAUGAUGAAUAUACAUGGAAAUAUGAAAAUAAACCCAUUAUCAUAUAAAUGUUGUUUAUGUCGAAAAAUAGUUGAUGAUGCAUCAUUAACGUGUACAAAAUGUGUUAAUACAGGUCAUUUUUGUCCAUCAAAACAUGAUACAUGUUCACAUAAACGAAGACAAACAUUAGCAAAUAUGUUAAAUUCAAAUGAUUAUGAAGAAUUUCAACAAUACUCAACUAAACAUUCAAUUAAUACACCACCACAUUUACAAUGUUCGGAUCGAAUGUUUCUAUUAAAAAAAUUCAAUAUGCAAAAGAAAAUUUUACAAGCAGAAUAUCAAACAAAAAUGGAAUCAAAACUUCAUCUACAUAAAAUGUCUGAAGAAAUUCUAAUACGCAAAAAUCGUCUUAAUCUUGUUAAUCAAUCUAUAACACGAUUACAAGAAAAAAUUGAACGAGAUAAAAUAAUAAAUACGAAAACUCAUAUACGUAAUAAUAAAAGACGUUCAAAUAUUCAGUUACUUGAAAAAAAAAUAACUGAAAUAAAAAUGGUAUUAAAAUCUUCAAAUGAUGCAAAUCGAAAAAAGAAUGAUAUACGUAUUGAACAAGAGAAUAAAUUAUAUGCUAUUCGACGACAACGUCUUAAUGAAGUAUAUAAAUAUAUAUUUCCUAUUGAACAUGUAUCAUCAAUUGAAGAAGAUCUUGUAUCAACAAUGAGAGCAUUAUCAAGUGCACAACAACCGAUUGUUGAUGAAAUAAAUAGUGAUUAUUCAGAGAAUGAUGAUUCAUUAAAUGUUGGAGGUGAUCGAUAUCAAAUUGUUAGUUCAUGUUUACCACUUAACGGUGAUUAUCAAAUUGCUAAACUUCUUAUAACAGUUGAUGUUGAUGGUAAAAGUCCUGAUGUUGAUUCUCUUCAAUCAACACUUUCACAUGAAUUAUACGAAGUACUUUCGGCAUUAUCACAUGCUUGUCAAUUAAUCAAUGUUAUCGCAUUUUAUCUUCAUAUUGCAUUACCAUUUCGUUUACAUCAAUUAGAAUUUAAUACCGAUAAUUUAACAACUGAUCGUCUUCGUGCUGAUAUUGCUAAAUUAAAUGCAAAUAUAGUAUGCAGUUGUUUAUCUCAAGGUAUCUUAAUUGACAAUACAAAUGCAACACAUACACUCGAAAAUUUAUGUAAAUUAUUAACAUUUAAACGAUAUCUUAGUCGACCAAAACCAGUAGUAUAUUCUCAACAAUAUAUUAAUAUGAUGGAAGAAGAAGUAAAUGAAAUAAGUCGUGCUUAUGUUACGGAUUAUUGGUUUGAUGAUGUUGAAAAAGAUGUAACUGAUCUUUUAAAUAGUGAUGAAUGGGAAACAGUACCACAAGAUUAUCAUAUACCAGAAGAUCCAUCUAUACAUGAACGUCUUGGUCCAUUACCAUCAUUAACUUCUCAACAACAACAUAUAUCUGUUAUGAGUGGUUCAUUCGAUUUUUUGAAAAAUAAAGGUUCUACUCUAAUCAAUUCAGUUUUUCGUAGUUUGGCAAAAUCUUAA